Messenger RNA from Danaus chrysippus (African queen), 723 nucleotides. NCBI's taxonomy places the organism in Eukaryota, Metazoa, Arthropoda, Insecta, Lepidoptera, Nymphalidae. The record is from the annotation of a GenBank genome assembly.
AUGUAUGUGUUUAUUCCAGAUUCUUGUUCUGAAUGUAACCUGCCGGCCCAGAGCAUCUUGCAGGUGGAUAACAUUUAUACAGCUACAGUCCAUGACAUGACGUGUAUGGCGGAGGUGUUCCUGAUAGACACGGGUGAGACUCGCCGGGUCCAAGCUUCAACACUCCAGCCUCUACUGCCACAGUUUGCUAACACUCCACCGUAUGCUCGGUGCUGCCAUCUAGCGGGGCCGGUUUCAGAUGAACUCGAUAACUAUGAAUAUGUAAUAGAGGGAAUUCUGAAGAAGUACAUCGGGAAGACAUGCAAGAUUAAGGUUGAUGACAAUACAAUGGAAUCAUUGGGAGUAUAUGUCAUUAAGUCCGAUACAUCAUCAGACCAUGAAAUUCUUAACGACCUCAUACUCAAAGAGAGUCAGGCUUUAAUAGGUCGUGUGUCUAAGGUCGAUGAGCUUGAUGAAUCAAACUUCGAUGUAACAAACUGUCCUGAAUACGAGGAUCCUCUUGAAACUGUUACGGGUUAUCACAACCGUGUUGAAAUAGACAUCUGCAAGCACUACAAGGGAGGAGCUGACAAGACCUGCUUCAAGGAUGGCUGGACAUUAGAUCAGGUGCCAGUGGUGGCCAAGUGCAGACCACUGCCGCUCCCCGCCCCUGACACUUGGCUGACGGUCAAGGUCACGCACGUCGCGCACUUUGAAUUCUUCUACGUACACAUUGUGGAUUAG